Messenger RNA from Pieris brassicae (large cabbage white), 1616 nucleotides. RefSeq names its product ADP-ribosylation factor-like protein 1 (gene Arl1). The transcript has 5 exons. The record is from RefSeq and is a predicted model, not a curated record. The coding region runs from base 184 to 726 and encodes 180 amino acids. Gene Ontology annotation, cellular component: Golgi apparatus; cytoplasm. Gene Ontology annotation, biological process: vesicle-mediated transport; intracellular protein transport. Lineage: Eukaryota; Metazoa; Arthropoda; Insecta; Lepidoptera; Pieridae. Gene Ontology annotation, molecular function: GTP binding; GTPase activity.
CUAAUAUUAUUUGGUUGUAAAUUUCAAUUUUAUGUUUUUACCAUAAGUAUUAUUAAAUUAAAUACUGUUAAAAUUAUUACAAUCUUAAAGAAAUAUAUAUAUAACAAGACGUACAUGGAGUAAUAAAUUAUCUUUUCUCUCUUGAAAAUUUAAUGUUUCCUUAGUCUUGGCUAAUCUCCUAAAAUGGGUGGUUUAUUCAGUUAUUUUAGAGGACUAUUAGGGGCCCGUGAAAUGCGGAUAUUGAUCCUCGGUCUAGACGGUGCCGGAAAAACGACAAUAUUGUACAAAUUACAAGUUGGCGAAGUUGUUACUACGAUUCCGACAAUCGGCUUUAAUGUAGAGCAAGUAACAUAUAAAAAUCUUAAGUUUCAAGUUUGGGAUCUUGGAGGACAAACAAGUAUCAGGCCCUAUUGGCGGUGUUACUAUGGUAACACAGAUGCAAUAAUAUAUGUUGUCGAUUCAGCAGAUAGAGAUAGAAUAGGAAUUUCGAAAGAUGAACUUGUGCAUAUGUUAAGAGAAGAUGAGUUAUCAAAUGCAAUACUGGUAGUAUUAGCAAACAAGCAGGAUAUGGCUGGCUGUCUUACUGUAGCUGAGGUGCAUCAAGCAUUAGGGUUGGAUGCUCUACGUGAUAGAACCUUCCAGAUAUUCAAGACAUCUGCCGUGAGAGGAGAAGGAUUGGAUCAAGCGAUGGAUUGGCUUUCUAAUGCACUGCAAGCGAGGAAAUAACACCAGCAUUUAUUCGAAGAGUCCUGGCUCGGCAGUGUCGGAACAAGAAGUGAUGUAGUCAUAUUUACAGCCACUAGGUUAAGUAUUCAGCAUCGCCGCCACCUUCCUCUGUUUCCUUGGAUCGACUGUUUUCAAUAGAGUUUUGUACAGUCAAGUUACGGGACAGGGCAAUCGUGAGGAACACAGGUUUCGGCCGAACCACGCCCAAGUGGCCGGUCGAUACAUAUUUUCUAGUAUUUGAUAUUAAUAUUUUCUUCGCUAAACUGAUUUUGCAUGUAUUUAUUAUGGUGCGGCAUUUUUAUAAAAUUCAAAUUGCGACGUGACGUUUGUUUUAAUUAUGAAAGGCACAAUUUUGUACUUUAGAAUUAGGCGCUUUUUUUAUAUAAAAAGUAAAAUUUGAUCGAUUCCUAUAAAUUAAUCUAUUUUUAUGGCUCACCCUUGUAUAUUUACUUAUAUAAUAAAAGAUGGAAAUUCCACAUUUUAAUAUCGUUAUAAUUGUAAAAUGGCGGCGGUGUCAUGGUAGGUUAGUGCAUUGUGAACACAAGGACUAAUUAACAAAUCAGAUUUUUGUGUAAUUUUAGUGUAUGAACGUAUGUGUAAAAAGUGUUUUAGAAGGUAAAUUUGUUGUCUAGCUUCCGAUCAAGUAGGCGUUUUACCCCUAAACACUUGAAUAAACCUGUGUUUAUCGCUCUCGAAGUAGCCCUUUGCCUUCACAAUCUGUUGCAAUAUCUACUUGUUGUCAGUCCUUGUUUCCUGAGAAUGUGUGCUACGGCGGAUGUUAUAAUUAUCUAUAAAUAUAAGUUAUUAUACAUUUUGUAUUUGUGACAGUGGACAGCUAAGUUAUUCUAUCUGGUAAGAGGCGAUUGUUCCAAAUACAUUAUUCAAUAUUA